AUGGGUAAAUUUAUGAGGUUGAAGAAUUUGCGUUACGAAGGUGGGGAGAAACAUAGGAUAUGUAAUAUUAACUCAAAUAUGUGGUCUUAUUUUAAAGUUGUGGGCAUUGUAAAUGAGUUUAAAUAUGUUGGUCAAUUUAAGUUAUGGUGGAAAUCAAGUACGAGAACUCUGGAUAAGGAUUUAAAACUCUUUAGUUUGGACAAAGAUGCAAUUGAGUUAGCAAAUUAUGCAGAGGAAAGUAAAGAUGAACCUAAUAUUUAUGUUGAACAUAUAGUUAAUGAAAUGCAUAACAUUGAGCUUGUACAUUUUAUUGAAGGUAGUAUGAGUGGUACGGUUGAUGGUGAGAGUCUUGUGAUUAAUGAACAAAAUCAGAUUGGUGUGGGUGCUGAGGUUAAUGAACAGGGUGAGGUUGGUGAGGAAGAAGGUCAGAUUGAUGUAGGUUUGAAUGGAAGUGAUAAAGAACUAUGUGAAAAUAAGAGGCAACUACCUAUUCCGACUGCAGGACUAAAUAUUUCAUAG
Messenger RNA from Sphenostylis stenocarpa, 519 nucleotides. The record is from the annotation of a GenBank genome assembly. NCBI's taxonomy places the organism in Eukaryota, Viridiplantae, Streptophyta, Magnoliopsida, Fabales, Fabaceae.